Aphanomyces invadans is the source of this 462-nucleotide messenger RNA. RefSeq lists its product as hypothetical. The record is from RefSeq and is a predicted model, not a curated record. The transcript has 2 exons. Bases 31 to 405 code for a protein of 124 amino acids. Lineage: Eukaryota; Oomycota; Saprolegniomycetes; Saprolegniales; Verrucalvaceae.
UGGCUCCCAGUGCUUUUCCACAGUAGUGUCAUGGUCCGCGGACGAGUCACCAGCGCUGUGCGGCGAUUUGCCACGCACAGCCAUGCGCAACACCACGCGAGCGAAGCUCAUGCGGCUGCUCAUCACCAAGCCGAGACGGCCAUGCUGACUAACAACGGCACUCACGUGUGGCAGAAAAAGGGAUUCGAAUGGUCUACUUACAUGGGCAUCGUGGGCGGGCCCUUGGUCCUCUGGCUCGGACUUGCCAACGCUCCCGACACCGAUUUCGAAGAGUACGGUCGCCGCGAAGCCGUCAAGCGCAUGCGCUCGGAAGACGUCGUGCUGAUUUCCCGACAAAACACGAUCAACGGCCCGUUUGUGUUCGUGAAGGGUGAAAUCGGCGAACGCCCAACAUUGGAAGAGUAAUUCCUCGCUCAAGAAGACGAUGUCAUAUUCCAUGUUAAUCGACUCUCUUUCCACCCA